GGCCCAGGGAGGGGCGGGGCGCCCGCCGUCCCUCACGUUGGCUCUCAGCCUCUCGAGUUACAGCUUCGGGUUCUCCCGCGGGUGCCUUUCCCUGCUCCGGGACAAAGCGGCUCGGUGGCAGUGGCGCGGUCCGGAGAAGACCCCCGCUGCGCUCGGGACUCCAGCUCGCAGGGCGCCCCGCCCGCCCGCCGCCCCGCUUCCACCCCUCCCGGCAGCGCAGGGAAAGCCCCCGCGGCUCCUCCCACCCCAGGGGCUUUUCUCCAGUCGCCGGCGACUUGGCUUCGGGAGCGCAGCCGCCUGGCGCCGCUUUCCGCCGGGCUGGAGCGCACGGUGCCCCUGGCUCUUCUGCGGAACGCCAGGGGCAAGAAUCGGUGACCUCGGGGCGCGCCCCGCGUCCCGGGUCCCCUAACCGUCACCUCGGCCCCCCGGCCCGCGCCUAGGCCUCCAGCAUGGUGCUGCUGGCUGGGCCCGGGCCGGAGGGCGGCGGGACGCGCUGCUUGUCCCCGCAGUCGCCGACGCCACCCCGGGGCGCGCAGACAGGGGACGACCCGGGGGACUACGAGGAGUACGAAGACUUCUCGAGUCUGCCGGACACCCGCAGCAUAGCCUCAGACGACUCCUUCUACCCUCCCGGAGGCGAGGAGGAGUGCGGCGCGGCGAGCGCGGAGUGCGUCCCGGAGGGCGUCCCGGAAGCGGCGACCCUCCUGCGCGCCGCCUGCACCAACGACGUGGGGCUGCUGCGGGCGCUAGUGCUGCGCGGUCCGAGUUCCGAGGAGGUACAGGAGACUGACCGCAACGGCCGGACUGGCCUUAUUGUGGCGUGCUACCAUGGCUUUGUGGAUACUGUGGUGGCCUUAGCAGAAUGUCCGCACGUUGACGUCAACUGGCAGGACAGCGAAGGGAACACGGCCCUCAUCACAGCUGCACAGGCAGGGCAUGCCACCAUCACCAACUACUUGCUGAAUUAUUUCCCUGGUCUGGACCUAGAAAGGAGGAACAUAUUCGGCUUCACAGCCCUCAUGAAAGCAGCCAUGCAGGGCCGAACGGAGUGUGUGCGAGCCCUGAUGCUGGCAGGGGCAGAUGUUCAAGCGAGGGAUCCCCGUCGUGGCAUGUCACCACAGGAGUGGGCUGCAUACACUGGCCGAGUGGAGGCUGUUCGUGUCAUACAGAGGCUUAUGGAGCGACCCUGCCCAGAGCAGUUCGGGGACAAGUACAAGCCGGAAUUGCCGCUUCCCCCUGAGGUGCUCUUGAAGGCCCCAGGUUCCAAAAACUGCUUUCAGAGAUUCGCCGAGUUCCUGCGGACCGCUCUGAGCUCCCGCUCAGGCCAGAGCCUGGAGGAUGGAGGCGUCCUUGAUCACAUGGUCAGGAUGACCACAAGCCUCUAUAGCCCAGCUGUUGCUGUCGUCUGCCAGACCGUGUGCCCGGAGAACCCUCCCUGUGUGGGGAAACGACGCCUGGCAGUGCAGGAAAUCCUAGCAGCUAGGGGGAACUGGGACGCCUGUGCUCUGGAUAGCAACAAGGUAGAGGGCUCUGACCCGCAAUUCCAGACUUUGGAGGGUCCCAGAGCCAGCCCCUGGCCAUCCCAGUCCUCUGGGACCCCAGGAUCCACCCCUGCCCCUGUGUCUCGGAAGGCCAGCCUCCUGCCAUUGCAGUUGCUGCGGAGGAGCAGCGUGCGGCCAGGUGUGGUGGUCCCCAGAGUGCGCAUCUCCAAGGCUCCCGCGCCCACCUUCCAGCCCGAGCGCCCAGCGCCCAAGGGCAACACCAAGGACAGCAUCCACCUGCAGAUCCCCAAGUGGCGGUACAAGGAGGCCAAGGAGGAGAAGAGGAAGGCGGAGGAGGCGGAGAAGAAACGCCAGGCAGAGGUUCAAAAGGAAAAGCGGGCGCCACGCUGGAGGAAAAGGACGUGAAAGGAGGCUAUGAUGCCCACUGUGUGUGCGCCAGGUGUGGGGAGGCUGCGCUAGGACCCAGCUGGGAGGCUGCGGGUGGUGUAGACAGCGCCACCGAGACGAGACGGGUGCCUCUCUCUGCCAUGGGGUGCAUGCUGUAUCACACAGCCUCUGCUUGGGCCGUACUCCUUUCCCAGACCCACGAAGGGGGGUUCACAUUGCUCCCAAGACAGAAUUGAAAAGACUAGAGAUGGUUUUUGCUUAAAACUAGUUCCCUGAGCAAUCUAUACACCCAAAGGGCAGUUUGCCUAGAAGUCACCACCCCUCAGAGGACCCCAAUUAAGAAUUUAAAAACUUAACUUAUCAAAGGGCAUUUUCGCAUACUUUUGUAUUUUGUUAUUUAUGAAAAAUUGCAGCAUUUUUCGAAUGUCAGGCUCUUUGUAAAUUAAGGCAGUUUUAAGACCCUUUGUUUAAAAACGCCGUCUCUAGCAAUAAAUACUUGUAAUGGCUGUGUGAAUUACACAGAACUCAUGGGAUUCUCCCCUUUUGCCAUUUGGUUCUGGCCUUUGCCUUCUCGUGUCCCAUGGACACACCUGUGCACUGGCUUUUCCUUUGAACUUGAGUGAUGCCAAAUGCCUGUUUCUACUUGAUUAAGGCACAGACUGCUAUUCAAAAUGAUCAAGUGGGAUGGAAGUCUUACUUUUGUUUCGUUUUUAAAUUCUUUUGUUCCUAUCAUCAUCAUCAUCAUCAUCAUCAUCAUCGUCAUCAUCAUUGAAAGUGAUAUGGCACAUUGCAGGAGUGUAUAUGUUGCUAGGACCAAACUCAUUUAAAGCAAAGGGCUUGGAUAGACCAUCUUCCAGAGGAUUUGAGGAAAACAAUUAUUUAAGGGGGGCAGACUUAACAAAUGAGUGGUAGAAACCAAGUCAUAUGUGCUCAGAAAAAAAACCAAACAUGGAUAUCCUUAAAAAUGUCCAAAGCUGCAGAGGGUAAGGGAUGCUGCAAAAUGCUGAGGGGCAGACAGGUGACCUUUAGAACAGGUGGUACACCUUGGAUGCUGGACAGUGGUUUGGGGAAGGUUUUCCUGGAGCGAGCCACACUCUCAUGGUGGCCCUCUCCUCCAGAGAGUCCCUUGUGCGUUUUGACAUACAGUUCCCCUUUGAUGAGCCCCAAGGUUCGGCUCAUUCCCACACCAACUUUGUAGAACUUCCAGUAUGUGGGGACUUUGGCGGGGAUGGGAUUUACCUUGGGUGCCAACCUGUCAGUGAAAGUUUUCUUUCUUUCUUUCUUUCUUUCUUUCUUUCUUUCUUUCUUUCUUUCUUUCUUUCUUUCUUU
Molecule: messenger RNA, 3218 nt
Organism: Peromyscus leucopus (white-footed mouse)
Lineage: Eukaryota; Metazoa; Chordata; Mammalia; Rodentia; Cricetidae
Gene: Ankrd33b
Product: ankyrin repeat domain 33B
Exons: 4
Coding region: 450-1907 (485 amino acids)
Molecular function (GO): protein binding
Source: RefSeq, a predicted model, not a curated record